AUGUCUAAUAACUUGAAUAAUCCUGGCACUCCUAGAACUCCUGGGAGAGCUAGAGGAAGAGAAUUUAGGCCAAGAGAACCCUAUACACAUCGUUUACGUAAAAUUCUUGAAGAAUAUCCCGAUGGUUCACAAGUUCUUCGUGAAAUCCUCCAGAAUUCUGACGAUGCAAAAAGCACUGAACAAGUUUUCAUUUUGGAUCAUAAUACUUAUCCAUCAGAUAGUCUAUUUGAACCCGACCUGGAGAAUAAUUAUCAAAGGACGAGUUUGAAACUUGACAGAUAUCAAGGUCCUGCAUUAUUGGCAAAAAAUAAUACCAUUUUUGAAGAGAGAGAUUUUCAAUCUUUGUUGAAAUUGGCUGAUAGUGAAAAACGUGAUCAAUUUGAUAAGAUCGGAGUAAUGGGCGUCGGUUUUAAUUCAAUUUAUCAUAUUACCGAUUCUCCUUCUUUUAUUACUGGUGAUAAUUACGUUAUUCUUGACCCACAUGAAUGGUACUUUGGUGGUGGAGUUCAAUUCGACUUUGUCGGAGAAAAGUUGGCCGAAUCACAUCCUGAUCAAUUUGCUCCUUUUGGAAUGCCGUGCGACAAAUUAUAUGAAGGAACUGUAUUUCGUUACCCUCUUCGUACUGAAGAAGAUUCUAUUGAUUCGAACAUUUCCAAAAAAGUUUAUAAAUCUGACGAGAUUUUGGAAAUGUUUCAUAAAUUUUACGAGAAUGAAAGUAUAAAUUGCUUACUAUUUUUAAAAUAUAUCGAACGCAUUUCUUUUUAUGAAUUAAAAGAAGGUGCUACUGAACCCGAAUUAUUAUAUGAAAUUAAAUUGGAAAAUGCCGAUAAAAUUCGAGAAAACCGUCGGUUGAUAGUGGAAAACAUCGUACCAAUGAUGGGUUUAUUAAAAUCACGAGAACUUAAAGGCAAUAAUCAAUUAGAUACGCUUUACAUUGCGUCAUUUUGUCGUCAAACAAGUGUUUCCAAAGAGAAUAGCUCAUGGUUAAUUCUUAAUUAUCUUGAUGACUUACUUGAAACCGAAACAUAUUUUCAAGAGAAGUUCAGAAGAAAUAUAGGAGAUUACAAGUUCAUCCCUAACGUUGGUUUAGCCGUUCCCCUAAAUGAUUUGAGGGCUACGGGAAGAUUAUUUUGCUUUCUACCCCUUCCAAUUUCUAUGCCUUUUCUCAUUUCCGUGCAUGGAUAUUUCGCGGUUAGUAAUAAUCGUCGUUCUUUAUGGUCGGCUGCAGACAACGAAGACUUGGCGGUGGAUGCGUUAGCUAGCCUAAAAGUUUCAUGGAAUAGAUAUUUAUUUGAAAUUGUCUUACCAAAGGCUUGGGCGAAAUUUCUUCGUGAGCUCCCGCUUAAAAUUCCUAAAAUUAGAUCCGAUGAUAUAUAUAAAUUUUGGCCAAUAGUUAGAGGAGAUACAUCAGGUAGCAUAGGUAAAUUUUGCAAGGAUCUGUUGCAGAAUGUUGUAGAAAAUCUUGAUGUUGAGGAUCGUGUAUUCAAAGGACCUCCUUCUUCAUAUGAUAUUGGAACAGUAUCUGAAGUUCCAGCAAAUUUAUAUGAUACACAUUUAUUCAAAGAAUCCGAAUUUCAUUGGUUAUCAAUUUCUAAUGGAUAUUUGGAAGAUGAGAAGGUGUAUAACGAUUUACCUAAAAUAAUUGGUACUAUUGGAUUUCCAGUUAUAUCAACAUCUUUUAACAUAAUUAAAGCCUUGAAAGAUUCUAGGCAUAAAGAUUUUCUUAAAAACUUUUCUCCGGCCAUUAUUCGAACUUAUUUGAAUGUUAAUUGUGAUAGAUGGCAAGAUAUACCAAGGAAUCAAAUCUUAUUGUUACUUGAGUAUGUGUUGGACAAAAAUUUUGACGAAUUGGAAGGUUUUAAAAUGAUUCCGCUUGCGGAUGGCACGUUUGGUACUUUAACGAAACAUAGCAAUUCUUACGUAUAUAUUGGUCCAAAUGAUUACAUUGUAAAUAUUGUAAAUGUUGAUGAACUCAACACCUUCGAAAAUCAGAAAUACAAAUUUAUCGACAAAACGAUUGAUGGAAGAUUGUAUAAAAGGUUGUACGAUUGUGUGUCAACUACUGAAUGGAAUCUAAACAUUAAAAUCCUGAACGAAUCCGCUAUU
This is a messenger RNA of Funneliformis caledonium, 2106 nucleotides long. The record is from the annotation of a GenBank genome assembly. Lineage: Eukaryota; Fungi; Glomeromycota; Glomeromycetes; Glomerales; Glomeraceae.